Molecule: messenger RNA, 2926 nt
Organism: Entelurus aequoreus (snake pipefish)
Lineage: Eukaryota; Metazoa; Chordata; Actinopteri; Syngnathiformes; Syngnathidae
Gene: gdpd5a
Product: glycerophosphodiester phosphodiesterase domain containing 5a
Exons: 17
Coding region: 362-2137 (591 amino acids)
Biological process (GO): lipid metabolic process; positive regulation of neuron differentiation
Cellular component (GO): plasma membrane
Molecular function (GO): glycerophosphodiester phosphodiesterase activity
Source: RefSeq, a predicted model, not a curated record
UUUCUUCAUUGUGACACUUUGGUUUUUUACAGUGUGCAUCUGAACUCCUCCCACUCUGGAGGAUUAGUAAUCCACUUCUCUUCUGCCUCCAAAGCAACAACUACCUGGACUAACUAACUGGACUAAAAGCAAGAACAUUUUACAACUCUUUCCGCGUUUUUGCUCAAUUUAAAUUAGUAACACUAAUGUUUGACAAUUUUCGCUCUGAUUUUGUGUGCUUUGAAAAAACGUCAUGUCGUCAUCUAACGAAAUAAUUAUCUAAAACAUUUAUUCUUGCCAGGAAGAAAAAAAGACUGUGUUAAGGGUUCCCAGACCACUGUGGGAUGCUAACAGGCUGGUGCUACGUUGAGGCUAAAGGAGCAUGGUGAAACACCAACCCUUCCAGGUCUAUGAGAAGCAGGUGUUCGUGUCCUUUGUCACUGGCAUCUAUGGUUGCCGUUGGAAACGGUACCAGCGCUCUCAGGACGACAGCUCCAGGUGGGAAUGCUCGUGGUUUGCCCUCCUGAGCUGCUCUUUUUUUCUGCUUCUCUUUUGGGCCUACUUCUGGUUGGUGGCUCAAAAUGACUUUAAUGAGUUCAACUGGUCUGUAUAUAACCGCUCUGGAGAAUGGAGGGAUGAGACCAUCCCCAUACUGGCAUCCACCAUUGUGGGAUUCAGCUAUAUUUCAGUCUUGAUGAUCUUGGCACUUUUCCACAUAUCCUUGGGCCAACAGUUAAAUCUCUACUGGUUGCACAAGAUUGGAGUGCUGGCCACGCUGCUCACCACUAUCUCUGGUGUUGUCUCUGUUGAGGACAUAUGGGGCGAGGAGUGGGAUGUCCUGCUAGUGUCCCUGCAUUCCACAGCACCUUUCCUGCACAUUGGAGCGCUAACAACCGUCACAGCCCUCAGCUGGCUGAUAGCUGGAUAUGUGGUCCGCAGAGAAAGAUCCAAUUUCCAAAUGACGAUAUUAAUCAUCUACGCCAUCAUUCUCCUGGCCCUUUAUUUGGCACCGCUCUCAUUUUCCUGUCCCUGUAUAAUGGACAGACCCAGCCUCAAACCUCGACCAGAUGUUAUUGGCCGACGAGGGGCACCAAUGCUGGCCCCAGAAAACACCAUGGUGUCCUUCAACAGAGCCCUCCAGCACGGAGCCAUCUCCCUGGAGGCUGACGUCACUCUCAGUGUGGAUGGGGUUCCGUUUCUCAUGCGAGAUCACACCUUGAGACGAACCACGGACGUCAAGAGGGUCUUUCCAGACAGACAGCAUGACGACGCUUCGUCCUUCAACUGGACAGAUUUACGGUCCCUCAACGCAGGCCAGUGGUUUCUGGAGAGGGACCCCUACUGGACAGUAGAGACGUUGACCGGCAGGGAUCGGAGCAGAAUAGGCAACCAGACGGUUUGCAGUCUGUUGGAAAUGCUUCGUCUAGCAGUCAGAGCCAACAGCUCGGCGCUGCUUAACGUCCGCAGACCCCCACCAGGACACCCCCGCUACCGGAGCUGGUUCAUGGACACGAUGUGGGCAGUGCAAAAAGCAGGAAUUUCCCAAAAGAGGGUGAGGACUGUGACGUGGACCCCAGACACAGACAGGGGGCGGGUUCGAGGCUUUCAGCAGACGACCAAUGAGAAGCUGUCGAUAUCUGAGAUCAGGCAAAGGGGCAUCACAAGCCUGACCCUUCACUACAGCAAGGCCAGUCACAAAGAUAUACAGGAAUAUCUGGCAAACAAUGUGAGUGUGACAGUCUACCCGGUGAACAAACCAUGGUUGUACUCACUCCUGUGGUGUAGCGGGGUGCCUUCUGUGUCCUCUGAUGCCCCCCAAGUCCUCCGAAAGGUGCCUUACCCCAUCUGGCUCAUGAGUCAGAAAGCUUACAGCUUCAUCUGGAUCACAUCUGAUCUCGUCUCGCUGGCCGUGGUGAUCGGACUCUUCAGUUUUCAGAACUUUCAUAUGAUCAGGUGGAGGAUGAGCGCCAUGCACAACUGCAACCCUGAGCAGAUCAUGCUGAGCGCUGUGCCAAAUCGCUCCAGUCGGGACGUCAACAUCAUGAAGGAGAAACUCAUCGUCUCAGAAUUCAACAAUGGGCUGAGCAGUACAGAGGAGCUGUCUCUGUAUCCCGAGGACCCUUUUGCAACAUACUCUCAUGAAGGCCUCAACCGCUGAAUCCUCUUACUGCGCGAGAGGCAAAAACAUAGUGUGUAAAGGUCCAGGACUGUUGAUGGCCUUCUUUAAACGAUCACGCAGCACGCCUACAAAGAGAUCGUGCAGCGAGAGUAGUGGCUAGACAACUGGUGGCUGCUUCACCAUGACAUCAUGUCUAUGUCGACGUUCUGGCAGGGCCGGCCCGUCAACCACUCAAUUAUAGUUUUUUUUAGGGCCACUACCAGUAGGUGACCAUGGCCUGGGCUUUUGUAAAGAUUUAAAGAUGUUAUUCUUUCAAUAAAUCCGUCAGUUAUAGAAGACCACGUCAGAUGAAAUAUGUUUUGCUAUCCAAGUUCAAUAAUAAGGUUGUUUGAAUCUAAUUACGAAUGUGUAACACUACCUACACCCCUUGGAAAAAUGCCAAACAAACAUUUCACUCUUCAAGUGGUGACUUGAAAGUGAACCCAAAAGGAAUAUGCGGUAGAAAAUGGAUGGAUGGAAGUGAAUAGUGACUGGUUGUAUGAUUAUUAAAACUCAAAUUCUUGCUACUUUAUGUAACAUUUUUUGCAACUACUUUCUUCUGAAUUUGCAAAUGUAAUCCUGGAACUUUUCUGGCAGACUUUGGUUCCCCUGAUGAGCUGGUAGAAAGCAAAUAUAUGUUCCAAGGACUAAAAAUGUAUACGUCACAUAUACACAACAUUGAUGCACCAAUAAAAUUAUAGAAUUAUAAUUGUUUUAUGUUCUGUUUUUCUUUUCGUUUGACUUAUGUGUUAGUGUAUUGAUGAGUAUUAAAUGCUUAUGUAAACAUGA